AUGGAGGACGUUCGUAGUCUGAGUAUUAUAGGCCAGCGUACUUUCGACGCGGAAUCCUUUGGUUAUGAUCGCUUAGGCGAGAUUGCCCAGGUUGCUGAGCGGGCGUUGUCCGUCAAUGCAACAAAUGUUGUACGGCACGAUCUCGAUAGGCAUGUUGAGGGUUAUCAGGGAUCGAGUCAGACUCUAGGGACUCCACCGUUGGCUGUGAGUAAAGGCCAGAGAGUGACGAAGGAGCCCGAUAGAUUGACUUAUAGCCUUUUUCGGGCUAAAAAGCCCAAGAAGAAGUAG
Messenger RNA from Oldenlandia corymbosa var. corymbosa, 288 nucleotides. Lineage: Eukaryota; Viridiplantae; Streptophyta; Magnoliopsida; Gentianales; Rubiaceae. The record is from the annotation of a GenBank genome assembly.